Molecule: messenger RNA, 555 nt
Organism: Rotaria sordida
Lineage: Eukaryota; Metazoa; Rotifera; Eurotatoria; Philodinida; Philodinidae
Source: the annotation of a GenBank genome assembly
AUGCCGACUGCGUCAAUGUCAACCUAUAAACUAUACUAUUUUAAUGGAGGUGGUCGCGCUGAAGUUUCUCGUUUAAUUUUUACUGCUGCAGGUCAAAAAUAUGAAGAUAUUCGUUAUGAACGAAAUGAAUGGUCAUCACAUAAAAGUGAAAUGCCUUUAGGUCAAAUGCCUGUUCUCGAAGUUGAUGGAACAAAAUUACCACAAUCAUUAACAAUUGCUCGAUUUCUUGCUAAACAAUUUCAAUUAGCUGCUCGUUGGGAACCAGAUGAAACGAAAAGAGAAGAACUUACGAAAAAAUUCCUUGCUGAAGAAUUACCAAAACAUUUACAAAAUCUUGAAACUUUAGGUAAAUUGUAUGAUAAUGGUGGUCCAUUUUUUGUUGGUAACUAUUUAACAUGGACAGAUUUAUACUUUUAUGAGAUAGGAGCUAAUAUGCUUCAAGUAGAUGCAAAUUGUUUGGAUAAUUUUCCAUGGUUAAAACAAAAUCGUGCUGAAGUUGAAAAACAACCAAAAAUUGCAGAAUAUCUCAAAAAUCGACCAAAAACAGAAUUUUAA